Molecule: messenger RNA, 1143 nt
Organism: Magnusiomyces paraingens
Lineage: Eukaryota; Fungi; Ascomycota; Dipodascomycetes; Dipodascales; Dipodascaceae
Exons: 2
Coding region: 1-1143 (380 amino acids)
Source: RefSeq, a predicted model, not a curated record
AUGGACCACGAAAUGGCAGAGGCUGGACCUCUUCAGUCGUCUUCUUCACAACCCUCGUCGACGCCACAGCAAUCUACAAGCCCAUCGUUACAACAAGAUCUUCAUCCAACUGAUAGCAACAACAAUAAUAAUACCAUAGACUCUUCAAAUGCUGCAAGCCCUUCGACGUCUUCUACUACCCCAAACACAUUGAGCUCCACAGAUGCACUCAUAGACGCAGAGCAACGCAAAGGUCUUAAGGCAAUUCAAAACUUUCUUAAAUCAAAAACUUCCUACGACGUUUUGCCAGUCAGUUUCCGUCUUGUUGUUCUUGACACAUCCCUACUUGUCAAAAAGUCUCUCACAAUUCUCCUCCAAAACGGCAUCGUCUCUGCCCCACUUUGGAACUCGAAAACUUCACGCUUUGCAGGUCUUUUGACUGCCACAGAUUACAUCAAUGUGAUCCAAUACUACUUUCAGAACCCUGACAAAAUGGACAAGAUUGAAGAUCUCACCCUCAAUGGCCUUCGCGAUGUCGAAAAGGCUCUUGGUACUGAGCCCAUUGAAACAAUCUCCAUCUACCCUUUCAAGUCACUUUACGAAGCUUGCAUUAAAAUGACACAAAGUAAGGCUCGAAGAAUCCCUCUCAUUGAUGUUGAUGAGGAAACUGGCCGUGAGGUUGUUGUCAGCGUUUUGACACAAUAUCGUAUCUUGAAAUUCGUCGCUUUAAACUGUAAAGAAACUAGAAUGCUUAUGAAGCCGCUCAAGUACUUAAAUAUAGCUACUACUGGCGAUAUUGAGCGUGCCGUCAUGACUACCCCUGUCAUCCAGGUUAUCCAUCUGCUGGUUAAACGUGGUGUUUCCAGUAUUCCAAUUGUUGAUGAAAAUGAUAAGCUUGUCAACAUUUAUGAGGCUGUUGAUGUGCUGAGUCUCAUUAAAGGUGGAAUUUACACAGACCUAAGUCUUUCGGUCGGUGAAGCUCUCAUGCGCCGGCCUGAAGACUUUGAAGGAGUGUAUACCUGUACUUUUGAAGACAGACUUGAUACUAUUAUGGACACGGUCCGUCGAUCGAGGCUUCAUAGACUUUUCGUUGUCGAUGACCAUGGAAGGCUGCAAGGCGUUGUCACUCUGAACGAUAUCCUUAAGUAUCUUCUUUACGCUUAA